Molecule: messenger RNA, 2412 nt
Organism: Rotaria sp. Silwood2
Lineage: Eukaryota; Metazoa; Rotifera; Eurotatoria; Philodinida; Philodinidae
Source: the annotation of a GenBank genome assembly
AUGUUGAUAUUAGUUUCAAUCAUCAGUUGUAUUCUUUUAUUAUUCUCGAACGUUUUUGGAGGACAAGAAUUUUCAAUAUUUAAUAAUGAUAUAUGUGAUCCACCAUCAUCAUGGACUUCAUGGUUUAAUACACAAAAUCCAAUGUUAAAUAAUGGAAAUGAUAAGGAAGAUUUAGCACACAUUCGAGUAUUAUAUAAAGAAGUAGAUCGAUGUAAAACUGUUUCAAAUGUUCAAUAUUCUAUAGUACAAAACCCAAGUAAUGCAUCUGUAUCCUAUCAAACAUUAAUUAAUUAUAAUGGUCUAUUUUGUAUGGGUUCACGUGCAUCAUCUUGUCCUAAUUAUCAAGUUCGUUUCUGUUGUCCACGUGCAGAUCAGGGUUCGAUUAAACAAUGUGGUCAAACAUUUCGACAACCUUAUCUACAUGCAUCUAUUCGUAUAGUUAAUGGCAUUAUAUCUAAUCCACAUUCGUUUCCGUGGGCUGUUUCAUUACAAUAUAAACUUCUUCAUGAUUGUGGUGGAGUAAUUGUUGACCAAUUGAAUAUUUUAACUGCUGCACAUUGUCUGGAUUAUUCCAAUGAUCUUGGUAAUUAUUUUGUUCGUGUUGGUGCUCAUGAUCGAACUUCAUCUGGUCAACUUAUACCUAUUGCACAACUUAUUUUACAUCCACACUAUAAUGAAGCUCGUUCAACAAAUGAUAUUGGAAUUAUUAAAUUAGCCAGACCGAUUAAUUUUACAGAAACAAUUCAACCAAUUUGUCUCUUGGAUAAUAUUGUUGAGCCACCACUUGAUACAACCGUUUAUGUUGCUGGUUGGGGUAAUACUGUGUUUCAAAUGUGGGAUAGUUCAAGUUCAGUUCUUCGUCAAGCUCGACUUCGUGUCAUUUCCAAUUGUUCGAUGUAUUUUGCUUAUGAAUCUCAGAGACAAAUUUGUGCUGCUACCAAUGGUCCUGCUGAUAUAGAUCAUGGAUCCUGUCAAGGUGAUAGUGGUGGUGGUUUGUUUUAUUUGAAAAAUGAACGUUGGUAUGUUGCUGGUGUAGUUAGUUACGCUACUGGAUGUGGACAAAAAGCAUUUCCAACUGUAUUUACUAAAACAUCAGCUUAUAUUGGUAAUCUUCCAACAGCGGAACAAAUUUUACAUCCAAGUGAUUUAAUUGAAUUAAAAAAAUGCAUAUAUGCUUCACAACGAUCAUCAUUACCACCGAUUUGUACACAUAAUGUAUGUGAUGAUAUUAAUGAUCCUAUAUUAAAUGCAUUACGUCGUUGUCAGUUAUUUAAUGCACGCUUUGAUCGAGUUAAAGUUAUAUUUCAUCCUGAAUUCUUACGUUCAACAAGUCCACUAUUACCACUUGAUUAUGAAGAAUUUGUGCGUGGUUGUCAUUUGGGUGUAUUUCCAUCGUAUUAUGAACCAUGGGGUUAUACACCAGCUGAAUGUACUGUUAUGGGUAUACCAAGUAUUUCAACAAAUUUAAGUGGAUUUGGAUGUUUCAUGGAAGAACAUGUUAGUGAACCACAAACAUAUGGUAUUUAUGUUGUUGACAGACGAUAUAAAGGUCCUGAAGAAUCAUGUCAACAACUUUCACAAUAUAUGUUUGAUUUUUCACAAUUGACAAGACGACAGCGUAUUAUUUUACGUAAUCGUACAGAACGUUUAAGUGAAUUAUUAGACUGGAAUACAUUAGGAAUUUAUUACUAUCGAGCUCGUCAAAUGGUUUUACAACGUACUCACCCUGAGUUUGAAGAAGAAUUGCUCAAAAUUACAAAUGAAAGUUUUUCUGCUCCAUCAACACCAGCUGUAUCUCGUUCAUCAACACCAGCACCACCUGAACAUGAUGAAGGAACUGAUGAUGAAGAAGAACAAGAUUCAUAUGAUAAGACACACAUUGAAGCAAAAACACCACCGAUCCAUGAACCAGACGACGAACCACAUUUGGAACGUGCUGAUUCAGUUCGUCUUCUUCCAAUGAGAAAAAAAGUUCAGAAUGAUACUGAUCAUGCUGCAUCUGCUACUGGGCCUAAGCUUCAAUCAACAAUUACAGAUGCUAAUGAUGAUGAAGUUCAUGAAAUAACAAGUAGAAAAGGCCAUCAAGGAAUUACGUAUGUUAGUACAAGUAACAGUAAACCUGGUUUAUUACCUGAUGCUCAUACAACUGCAUUAAAUGAUAAGCUCAAUUUAGGCUUACCAGAUCGUGGUACAUUUUCAGAUUCACAUGAUGGUAAAAAACAAGCACCAAAUAAUGAUACAAGCUCUUCAAUAUCAACACAAAAAGAUUUUUCAUUACCUGAUACAUUUCUCGGUUCAUUAGGCGGCGCUGACACAGCUUCAUUUGAACCAACAAGUACUAUCGGUGCUCAAUAUUCAUCCGCUUUCAUUGAUCAACAAGCUGCAAAAUCAAUAGGUAAAGAACAAAUAUAA